Messenger RNA from Colletotrichum spaethianum, 756 nucleotides. RefSeq lists its product as uncharacterized. The coding region runs from base 1 to 756 and encodes 251 amino acids. The transcript has 4 exons. NCBI's taxonomy places the organism in Eukaryota, Fungi, Ascomycota, Sordariomycetes, Glomerellales, Glomerellaceae. The record is from RefSeq and is a predicted model, not a curated record.
AUGCCUAUUCGCAACCCCUUUGCCCGCCGUCCGGGCCAUGCCAUUCACGCCUCAGUCGGGGAUGAGAACAUGCGACCGGACGACCAUAAACCGUCGCAUCCCGGAUUUGAGAAGCAGGACACUGUGGGUUCCAAGGCCUCAUCUUCGCUGAGCAUAAGAAGCUCCAAGAGCCAGGACAACGGCGAAUACAAAAUGAGUGUCGUGAACGACAGUGGAGUCUACCUGCCGCCAUCCCCAACCGAAGAAAAGGCCUUGUGGCCGCGCAAGUACCUCGGCUCGGGUCGCAACUCGACAGACACCCGCAAUGACAGCGGCGAGAUCGAGCACUUCUCCAUUUCGAGAGAAUCUUUCGAUUCGUACAGGCGAUCAUUUGAUAUCACAGCACGGUCCCCCAUUCCCCAAGGCGACUUCCCGGCACGCCAGAGUCUCGAUUCAGCCCGUUACCCCCGACUACCUCGAUCCGCGAUUGACAGGCGAGCCGACCGGGACCUGCCCACCGCCGAGGAGGGCUUUGAGGACGUGGGCUUGGACGACCAGAAGCACCAGCAACACCAACCCAGCCGCAUGCGCGGCUUGUUUUCGCGCUUCGGUGACUCUGACCACAAAGAGCCGAGCGCCAACUCGCCUAACUCAAGUGUCACGCGGUUCCUGUCGGGCGCAGGAAGGAAGCGUGGUCAGAGUGGGCAAGGUUCAGAGUUGGGCACCAUCGAGCGACCCAAGUCGGCAGCGUCAGUUGAAACAACUGAAGUCCACUGA